AUGCCCUUCUGCACCGUCUCCCCCAGUAGAAGGCAUGGUCCACCAGCUAUAUGGGCUCAUUUGGACCCUAUUCUUCAUUUCCUGAAAAAGGACCACGCUGAUGUCCAAAACCUUCACUUUUUUAGUGAUGGCCCUGCCACCCAAUACAAAAACCGCUCAAACUUUUACAUCAUAUCCACGGAGCCUCAUUCCAUGUCACUCUCGACAGUGACAUGGAACUUCUUCGAGGCAUCCCAUGGGAAGGGUUCACCAGAUGGAGUGGGGGCUGCACUGAAGAGAACAGCUGACACAUUAGUUCGUCAAGGAAAAGAUAUCCCUGAUGCACACAGCUUCUUCCACCUGCUGAAGGACACGAGCAAGGUGCAACUCUACUAUGUGAGUGAGGAAGAAGUUGAGAAGAAGGAUGAAGGUUUAAGACAAGUGCCUCUGUUCACCAUUAAAGGCACCAUGAAAAUGCAUGAGGUCCUCAGCGUUUCUCCCAGCAUUCUCAAAUAUAGGGACAUAAGCUGUUUCUGCCAGGCUGCAGACGGGGUGUUUGAUUGUCCAUGCCACAGCCUAGAGGAGGUUACUCUUGUAGAUAUGGAUGCAAUUGAUCAAACAGGCAAAGAUUUCAGACCCAGUGUCAUCGAACAGCAUCACAGCGGGCAGUGGUGUGUUGUGCAAUAUGAUGAUGAUCCCUACCCUGGCAUCAUCUUGCAGGUGGAGGAAAACAAUGUGAAAGUCAAAUGCAUGCACCGGAACGGAGUGAAUACAUUUUUCUGGCCCACCCUCAGAGAUGAUGUUAACUGGUACGGUGAUGACCAGAUCAUAUGCCUGAUUUCAGAGCCCCAGGCACUGAAUAAGCGUUCAGUUCAAAUUGAUAAGCGAUUCUGGGAGUUCAUUAUGGGGCAGUUGGAGUUGAUUGGAGAUAAUGAAGCGAAAGAAGAAUUGAGUGAAUCUGAGGAGAAAAAUCAUGCCAGAAGUGGAGAAAAACCCAAACAGAAAGAUUUAAAGAGAAAAGGGGCCAUGAAAUCUUUCAGCUGCACUCAGUGUGGAAAGAGUUUCACACGCAAAUAUAAUCUUGAUGUUCACAUGAGAGUUCAUACUGGAGAGAAACCAUUCACUUGUGAUCAGUGCGGGAAGAGUUUCACACUAUCAUCAACCCUUAAGGAUCACAUGAACAUCCACACUGGAGAGAAACUGCACACAUGUGAUCAAUGCGGGAAAACAUUUUUGAGAGCUUCACACCUUAAAAAACACCUGAGAGUUCAUACAAAGGAGAAGCCACAUUCAUGUCUUUUGUGUGAAAAGAGUUUUUCGUGUCCAGAACAUCUAAAAGUGCAUCAGAAAAUACAUACUGAUGUGAGAGACUACAUGUGCUUUGAGUGUGAAAAGACUUUUACUACAGCGAGCCGUUUAAAACAGCAUGAGAGGAUUCACACUGGAGAGAAACCAUUCACUUGUGAUCAGUGCGGGAAGAGUUUCAGACAAUCAUCAAGCCUUAAGGAGCACAUGAACAUCCACACUAGAGAGAAACUGUACACAUGUGAUCAAUGCGGGAAGAGUUUCAGACACUCAUCAAGCCUAAAGAAACACAUGAACAUCCACACUAGAGAGAAGCUUUACACAUGUGAUCAAUGCGGCAAAACAUUUUUGAGAGCUUCAGACCUGAAGAAUCACCUGAGAGUUCAUAUAAAGGAGAAGCCACAUUCAUGUAAUUUGUGUGGAAAGAGUUUUUCACAUCUACAAAGUUUGAAAUUACAUCAGAAAAUACAUACUGGUGUGGGAGAAUACAUGUGCUUUGAGUGUGAGAAGACUUUUACUACAGCAAGCUGUUUAAAACUGCAUGAGAGGAUUCACACUGGAGAGAAACCUUACAAGUGUUCACACUGUGGCAAGAGAUUCAAUCAGUCAGGAUCCCUGAAAAAACACGAGAGGAUCCACACUGGAGAGAAACCGUAUCACUGCACUGCAUGUGGGAAGCGUUUCACUUGUUCAUAUUCUCUACACAGUCAUAUAAAAAACAAUCACAGUAAGUAGAUCAUCUUCAGAUCCAGCACUUUCAGGUCUGAUGCUGCUUCCUCACCAAAUGUGACACAAUAAUGCAUCAAGCAGUGAAAUAAAAUAUCAUCUGGAUAAAUUUGUCAUUACAAGCGACAUGACAAAGAAACAUUAUCUAAAGUUUUCACAGUGAAUAAAGUUCAUCUUCAUCUUCAAAACCAGCAGAUUCAAUUCAGAUUCAGAUAAACUCGAAGAUGAAGUUCCUCUUCAAAGAACAAUGGCAAAAGUUGGGAUCACGUGACCCUUCGACGGCGAUGCAAGCUUAGUCUUUCGCUCUGCUCACUAUGCCACAUAUUAUACGAUCCUGUCAGUAAAAUUUGAACCA
Messenger RNA from Onychostoma macrolepis, 2365 nucleotides. Its product is annotated as zinc finger protein 345-like. The coding region runs from base 1 to 2019 and encodes 672 amino acids. The transcript is spliced from 2 exons. NCBI's taxonomy places the organism in Eukaryota, Metazoa, Chordata, Actinopteri, Cypriniformes, Cyprinidae. The record is from RefSeq and is a predicted model, not a curated record.